CGAACGCGCUCCCACCCCCUCCCGCCGCCACCGCCGCCAAAACCCCGGCCCGACUUGGCGUCCUCCGCCAACCUCCUCCUGGGCAGCGCGGGCGGGGGGAUAUGGCAUCGGAGGACGUGGUGGGCAAGAGCAGGGGCGACACGGCCGUCACCACCAUCGUCAACCUGGCGGAGGAGGCCAAGCUCGCGCGCGAGGGCGUCAAGGCGCCCGGCCACCAGAUCCUCACCAUCUGCAAGUCGCUCGUCGCCGGCGGCGUAGCAGGCGGAGUGUCUCGUACUGCUGUUGCUCCACUUGAACGAUUGAAAAUAUUGCUUCAGGUUCAAAAUCCGCACAGCAUCAAGUACAAUGGUACUGUUCAGGGUCUCAAGUAUAUCUGGAGAACAGAGGGCCUCCGUGGACUUUUCAAGGGCAAUGGUACCAAUUGUGCAAGGAUUGUUCCAAAUUCUGCCGUGAAGUUUUUUAGCUACGAGCAGGCGUCAAAGGGAAUUCUGUGGGCCUACCGUCAACAGACUGGUGAAGAGGAUGCUCAGCUUACUCCGCUCUUGCGCCUUGGAGCUGGAGCAUGUGCUGGUAUCAUAGCUAUGUCUGCUACUUACCCGAUGGAUAUGGUUAGGGGAAGGAUCACUGUUCAGACAGACAAAUCUCCCUACCAGUACCGUGGUAUGUUUCAUGCACUGGGUACAGUCUACCGUGAAGAAGGCUUUCGUGCUCUAUACAAAGGGUGGCUUCCAUCUGUAAUCGGAGUUGUUCCAUAUGUUGGUCUCAACUUCGCUGUAUAUGAGUCCCUCAAAGACUGGCUACUCCAGACAAAUUCAUUUGGCCUUGCAAAUGACAACGAGCUGCACGUAGUUACAAGGCUUGGGUGUGGAGCUGUGGCGGGAACCAUUGGGCAGACUGUUGCAUACCCUCUUGAUGUCAUCAGGAGAAGAAUGCAGAUGGUUGGUUGGAGCCAUGCUGACUCUAUUGUUACUGGGCAAGGCAAAGAAGCACUCCAGUACAAUGGCAUGAUCGAUGCAUUCAGGAAGACUGUUCGUCAUGAAGGCGUUGGUGCUCUGUACAAGGGUCUUGUGCCGAACUCAGUCAAGGUGGUGCCCUCAAUUGCCAUUGCAUUUGUGACUUACGAGGUUGUGAAGGAUGUGCUAGGAGUAGAGAUGAGGAUAUCAGACUGAGGAUGGUCGUUUUCAACUGCUAUUUUUGUAGGCUUUGGGAAGUUGUGUUUUUUUUUUGUAGGCAGGGCGGGUAGAAGGGUAUGACCGCGGCUCCAUUCAGCAUCAGGCCCUCUCAGCCCAUGUUGGAUAUAUAUCAUAUAUCCUGCCACUGGCUUCAGUCAGGUCCUAGAAUUGUUGCUGGGUCGUGCAAAAAGUAAUAAGUCGGCUGUAAAGCUUAUUAAGCAUCUGCCUAACUCAUCAAAAGAAAUCUAUUCCUUAUUGAUGAUGUACCGAGAUUUUCGAACUUAAAGCGGUACUACGUGCUGCUAACAGUUGAUUAAUGAUUUUUCUUUGUUGCUGGUGAUUUUUCAACUU
Molecule: messenger RNA, 1523 nt
Organism: Zea mays
Lineage: Eukaryota; Viridiplantae; Streptophyta; Magnoliopsida; Poales; Poaceae
Exons: 8
Coding region: 102-1169 (355 amino acids)
Biological process (GO): transmembrane transport
Source: RefSeq, marked provisional